Molecule: messenger RNA, 1015 nt
Organism: Clupea harengus (Atlantic herring)
Lineage: Eukaryota; Metazoa; Chordata; Actinopteri; Clupeiformes; Clupeidae
Product: polymeric immunoglobulin receptor-like
Cellular component (GO): plasma membrane
Molecular function (GO): transmembrane signaling receptor activity
Source: RefSeq, a predicted model, not a curated record
GAGAGACAGAGAGAGAGAGUGUGAGAGAGAGAAUAUUUCCCUGAGAGGAAACAACUUUUGUUAGGAUAUUAAGCAAUAGUAUGGUUAGAUGAGGAGAUGCACAAAAACAAGCACACAGAAAAAGAGGACAUGGUUAGGGCAAGACUGAAAUGAAAAGUAGGAACCUAGUAUAGUAAAUUUUUACCAGCAGGGUGCUUGCAAGGACUUCUGGCAUUUUCAUAGUACACUCAGACAUUCGUCUAAUGACAUGGACUUCAGUAUCUUCAUCCUUCUCACCAGCUUUCAAGGUAUUAACAGCAUCUCUACAGUAGACAAGGUAACCGUAAGAAAAGGAGAGUCAUUCAUCCUCCCAUGUCAGUACAAGGCAGAGUAUAUAUAUAAUAAGAAGAUCUUAAGAAGGAAACAGGGCGGUUGGAGGGUUAUUGUGGACAGCAAAUCUUCGUCAGACAGAUUUUCGAUGUCAGAUGACCCAGACCAAAGAGUCUUCACUGUGAAAAUAACAAACAUGAGAAAGGCUGAUGAAGGCCUCUACCGAUGUGAAAUUGAACCGAGAUCGAUGGAUGAAUACAAGAAUGUCUACAUAUCAGUUACUGGUUCUCCAAGACUCUAUGUUCACAGUCAAAGUGUAACCGGAUAUAUGGAUGAGAGCAUCACCAUCAAAUGUUACUACAAGUUGAAGAUAAGAAGAAAGAACUGGUGCAACAUUGAUGACCGCUGCAAUGCUAGAUCUUUAGAUGGAAUGUCUGUGGAAGUGAGGCAUGAUGAUUAUGAGGAUGGUGAUGAUGAUGAUGAUGAGGAUGAGGAUGCCAGAAGGGGAGUGCUCAGAGUGACUCUGGGAGGUCUGCAGAUGAGGCACACUGGCUGGUACUACUGCUCUGUGGGAAAAUUACAGAUGCCUGUGCACCUCACAGUCGGACAGAGGGCAACUACUCAGAAGACAACAACACAGCCUGCAAACAACACAACCACCACCAGGACAACCACCACCACUGGUAGACAAGGUAAUUCUGACUAG